GGAGCGGUCCCCUCAGUCGCCUCUCACCCUCCGAGGAGGGCGCCACGAUGGAGCCGCGCCGCUUGUGGUGGGUGUAGUAUGGCCGCGGCGGCCGCCUGGCUCAUGGCGGGGCGCCCAGGGGGAGGCGGCUGCGAGCCGCUGGUGCUGCCGCUGCUCCUGGGCGUCCUCCUCCUCAGCCGGUGCCUGGGCGAGCAGCCCCCGAGGGGAGCCGCCUCAGCCUCUUCCUCCUCCUCGGCGUCCUCCUCCUCUUCCUCCGUCUCCUCCGCCUUGCCGGACUCUGAGGAGACUGUCAUCAUCGGCUUGCGGCUGGAGGACACGGACGACGUCUCCUUCAUGGAGAAAGGCGUGCUGCGUGUGAGCGAGCGGACCCGGGUCAAGCUGCGGGUCUACGGGCAGAACAUCAACAACGAGACCUGGUCGCGCAUCGCCUUCACGGAGCACGAGCGGCGGCGCGAGGGCGGGGAGGCCGCCGAGGAGGGCCGCGCGCCGGCCUCCUCUUCCUCCUCUUCCUCGCCUUCCUCUCCCUCCUCGCUGCAGCGCUGCGGCAUCCGCACCUCGGACAUCAUCAUCCGUCCCCACAUCGCGCUCAACCGCCGCACCUCCGGCGUCAUCGAGAUCGACAUCAAGCCCUUGCGCAAGACGGAGAAGAGCAAGUCCUACUACCUGUGCACCUCGGUCUCCUCCCCGGCGGCGGCCUCGGGCGGCCCGGGAGGCGUGGGCGUGGGCCCCGGGGUGAUCAGCCCUGAUGGCGGGCCCUGGACGGAGACGCUGUGGUUCUACCACGACGGCGAGGACACCAAGAUGAUCGUGGGCGAGGAGAAGAAGUUCCUCCUGCCCUUCUGGCUGCAGGUCAUCUUCAUCUCCCUCCUGCUCUGCCUCUCCGGGAUGUUCAGCGGGCUCAACCUGGGCCUCAUGGCCCUGGACCCCAUGGAGCUGCGCAUCGUCCAGAACUGCGGGACCGAGAAGGAGAAGAACUACGCCAAGCGCAUCGAGCCCGUCCGCCGCCAGGGCAACUACCUGCUCUGCUCGCUGCUCCUGGGCAACGUCCUGGUCAACACCACGCUCACCAUCCUCCUGGACGACAUCGCCGGCUCCGGAUUGGUCGCCGUCGUCGUCUCCACCAUUGGGAUUGUCAUCUUCGGCGAGAUCGUGCCGCAGGCCAUUUGCUCCCGGCACGGCCUAGCCGUGGGCGCCAACACCAUCUUCCUCACCAAGUUCUUCAUGAUGAUGACCUUCCCGGCCUCUUACCCGGUCAGCAAACUGUUAGACUGUGUCUUGGGACAGGAGAUCGGCACUGUCUACAACCGGGAGAAACUGCUGGAAAUGUUGAGGGUCACGGACCCGUACAAUGACCUGGUCAAGGAGGAGCUCAACAUUAUCCAAGGGGCACUGGAGUUGCGCACCAAGACGGUGGAGGACGUCAUGACUCCGCUUCGGGACUGCUUUAUGAUCACAGCAGAGGCCGUGCUGGAUUUCAACACCAUGUCCGAAAUUAUGGAGAGCGGCUACACCCGCAUCCCUGUCUUCGAAGGGGAUCGCUCCAACAUUGUGGACCUUCUUUUUGUCAAGGACUUGGCUUUUGUGGAUCCGGACGAUUGCACCCCGCUCAAAACCAUCACCCGUUUCUAUAACCACCCGCUGCACUUUGUCUUCAACGAUACCAAGCUGGACGCCAUGCUUGAGGAAUUCAAAAAAGGUAAAUCUCACUUGGCAAUAGUGCAGCGGGUGAACAAUGAAGGGGAAGGGGAUCCUUUUUAUGAAGUCUUGGGCAUUGUUACCCUGGAAGAUGUAAUUGAAGAGAUUAUCAAGUCUGAAAUUCUAGAUGAGACAGAUCUAUACACUGAUAACAAGACCAAAAAGAAAGUGGCUCAUCGAGAGAGAAAGCAGGACUUCUCUGCCUUUAAACAGACAGAUAGUGAAAUGAAGGUUAAAAUCUCACCACAGUUACUCUUGGCAAUGCACCGUUUCCUAGCAACAGAAGUUGAAGCAUUUGGCCCAUCACAGAUGUCUGAAAAGAUCCUCCUAAGGCUGCUAAAGCAUCCCAAUGUGAUUCAGGAAUUGAAAUAUGAUGAGAAGAAUAAGAAAGCCCCUGAAUACUACCUCUAUCAGCGAAACAAGCCUAUUGAUUACUUCAUUUUAAUUUUACAGGGGAAAGUAGAAGUGGAAGCAGGAAAAGAGGGAAUGAAGUUUGAAGCUGGUGCUUUCUCUUAUUAUGGAGUGAUGGCUCUCAUAGCAUCACCAGUUCCCUUAUCCCUGUCACGUACCUUUGUUGUCAGCAGAACAGAAUUGUUAGCAGCAGGUACUCCAGCUGAAAACAAAUCACCACCUCGCUCUUGUGGCUUGAAUCAUUCGGAUUCCCUUAACAGAGGGGAUCGCAUGGAUGCUGUGACACCAACGAUAGGGAAUAGCAACAACCAGUUGAACUCUUCAUUUGUUCAAGUGUAUGUUCCAGACUACUCAGUGAGAGCAAUCUCAGACAUCCAGUAUGUCAAGAUCUCAAGACAGCAAUACCAAAAUGCUCUAAUGGCAUCCCGGAUGGAUAAAACACCUCAAUCCUCGGACAGUGAAACCACUAAAAUAGAACUGACUCUUACAGAACUGCAUGAUGGUUUGCCAGAUGAGAUGGCGAACCUGCUGAAUGAACAGAACUGUGUGACUCACAACAAGUCCAACCACAGUAUGCACAGUGAAGGUGCCAUCUAGGACCAGACACCCAGCAUCUCAUUCUUCCUACGCCCCAGACCUCUGUUUAGCCAGACCAGUCUUCUUUUCUUCCUUAGGUCUUCUACUUAAUAUGUGCUUGCUAUGCCCUGCACCUCCAAUGCUCUGAGACCAAAGACUUCAUGCCCAUCCUGGAAGCUGGAAAAAGAAGCAGGAGAAAGUGGUAGCUCAGAGAACAGGAGAUGGCCCUGGACAAAAGAAGAAGAAACAAACACCUAGACAAAGCCUGGGGAGUAAGCCACCCUUCAGGAGUAAACGACAAAAUUAUUCCUAGUGGAGCAGAAUCAUGUUUAUUUUUCCAGUUAAGAGAGAUCAUGUUUUUAAAACUAAUAUAUUGUGGUUUUAAAUGUUUCAGAGCCUUUCCAGUUAAGCUUUAUUGUGUUGUUUGUGAACUUUCCCGUGUCUUAUCAGCCUCUCGCCAUUUUGUUUUCUCCCUUGUUGAAAUGGCAAAUUGGUACUAGAAUGUGUUUGUUUUGUAAAGAACAAAGAUUGGAUGAAACUUAAGGAACCUCUGGCCCCUCUCUAUUGGGAAAUUGGGGAGGGAAUUGUUCUCCUUCUGUGUAGGCCCUCUGUUCUGUGGGUUGUGCUUGCAAAACCAUUCCUGUUAAGAGGUUGUAUUUUAUAGUUCAGGAAUGUUUGGGGGAAAAAUUACCACGUGCCAAAUAGAGCCAAGUAUGGUGGUGUUCCCUUCUGUCUCAAAUGUGUUGAGUCAAUACCUAGACUUGUUCUUAUUGUUAGAGUUUGAUACACCAUAAUGAUUGAUCUGCCCUUUAAUUUGUGCAAAGACCAGGGCCGAAAUACUCUUGGGGAGUUACAAAUGUGUAACCUUAUUUAUGCACGUGUAACUGUUUGAUAUUUACGAUCUCUUUGUAUUCCCAUACGGACACCCAUCUCCAUUUACCAGGAAGUAGCUCCUGCAAUUUGCAGGGAUAUGUUCCCAUUGUUUAGGAAGCAGCUGACUUGACCUUAUGAGGGGUCCUCUCAUGCGAGUAUGAGGGGGAAUUGCAACAGGGACCCUGCCUUUCUCUUUCACAAUGGAAUUGCUCCCAGGAGAACUUGGGGAAUGUCUGUCAGAAGCUUCCUGAGCAACAAGGAACUGACCUCCAUUGAUCACAGCAGCUGCUUCUUGAUAAGUGGGGACUGAGGGCUUGGCCAGGAGUCACUGCAUAAUGACACAAAUGUGGUUGAUGCAUCCAUAACUCCACAAAAAGAUUCUGAUCCAGGAGAUAUACCUAGGGCAGCCCACCGAUCACUAAUCCCCACCCUCAUCCCCAACCCCAACCCAAAAAUGCUGCUAUGCUAGUAGCCAAAGUGAAUCCUCCCAGGAAAUGUUUUCUUGAGAGGUGCAUGUCAGUGGAUGCUGAACCACUCGUUUGCAAAAGUCUUUUGGUAUAAAAUUAGUGUGUUUUUGAUGGAUGUGGAGACAGGGGCAAAAAAAGGAAAAAAUAGUUUCAGAAAUGAUACAGAAUAUUUGUAACUUCUACGUUCCCUCUAAGUUUCAAUAGCAAUACAAGACAGCCACCUGGAACUGAAAAAUAGACUUGAAAUCCUAUCAGGAUUUCCCAGCUCCCAUAGCUCAGGAUGCUGUACAUUUUUUGGAGGGAUCUCUCUGAAUUAUGCAUUUCAGUAGUCUCACUGGAUGACCUUGUAAUUUUGAAUUGUCCCGUCUCAAUGCUUGUGAGAAAGCAUGAAUGAUAAUAAUGGUUAUUAAUAUCUGGAGAGAUGGGCAUGUUCCACACAACAGUCACUCUGCUGAUGUCCAGACUGAUUUCCUAUGGAUUCUGAUUCCUGUUGUCACCCUAAUUUUCCCAUUGUUUUUCUUUGCACUUUGACAGAAUCUUGGUAAUCAUGCCUCAGAUGUUUCUACUUGUGCAGAAAGGAGUUUUGCAUAGGUUGAAAGGAAGUCGCCCGUGCAAGUACUUUUAGGAAAAGCGUAUACUGUCUACCACCACAACACCUGCUGUUUGUUUCUACAUAAAUAUUAUUCCUUCACGUUUUAGCAGUGACUAUUUCUUCCCAGUUCACAAUAUAAAAAACAAAUAGUUGCUUUCUUUCGGUCCCUUUGUAAGAAGAGAUGGCAAGUUGCUAUUUCCUGGGAUGCUCAUCUGUCUUUUCACAAAUAUUUAAUGAAACGGCAUUUUGGAAUGCACCCACACUGUAGAAUUAAUGCAGUUUGACACUGUAAAUGCCAUGGCUCAAAACCAUGGAAUCCUGGGAGUUGUAGUUUUCCAAGGUCUUUAGCCUUUUCUGCCAAAUAGUGCCAGUGCUUUACUAAACUACAAUCCUAGGAUUCCAUAGUAUUGGUCAAUGGUAAUUAAAGUGCUGUCAAACUGCAUUAAUUUUAGAUUGUAGAUGCACCCUUAGGUUGUUGCUAAGGCAAUCAAUAUGAUUGGGAAAUGCUGACGCUUUAACUGUUUUAUAAGGGAGAGUUAAAUUUUUUCCAUUUUAUCUUGCUUCAUCUGUGCUUUUGGCAACAUUUUAGGACUAUUUGAAGUACUUAAAAUCCAGUGCAGAAGAGUAUCCAAAACUUAGAACAGUCAGUCUUACAAUGGUGCCCUUGGGAAUGGUGAACUGUUGAAAAUGAUGUCUUCAUUAUGCUGGUACAGUAUAACCCAGGAGGGGAAGAUGCGCACCUUAACCUCUUUGCAGAUAUUCCCCUGCACUCUUACACACACUUGUUCUUAGGUAAAGAAAUGCUCGGAAAGGUCAAUCACUGUUAGAGCCUUCCAGGAAUAGACGGCUAUUGUGAAACAACUCUCAAAACAGCAUCCCCUCCCCCACCCAAAAAAACCACCCAUGAAUAUCCCAGAAAGUGCAUGUAGAAAUCACUUGAUUUAAAAUCAAAACAGGGUGGUGUAGAAACAAAAAUGAGUCCUUGUUGCAGUUACCCACUUUUGUAAUAGCUAGAAAGCAAGAAAAACAUUGUUGAGCAAGGGUUAACUAAUUUUAUUCCAAUACUUCAUGCAUCUCUGUUGUAAAAAUACUGUAUUAUCCAUAACACACACUGAAUUCUACCAAGCAUUGGUGCACAAAAACAUUUCCUGACCUAACAUAAGUAGCUUUUGUAGGGCUUUCCUUAAGGUUUUGAAUUCUUAUCACUACCAUGUAACUGCUAUCAUUAAGGUCUAGAAAAAAACAAAAUCGGGAGGUCAAUGGCCCUGGGAUUUGGAGGCAUAUCUUCCCAAUUUUUCUGUGGUACAGAAUAUGUAAUACUUGAAUAAGGUCACCAGCCAAAGCCAAGUUAUGGGAGAUUGUUCUCAAUUCAAAUAAUGGACAGCAUUGUGAAACUCGUCUCCUUGAUGUUGCUUGAUGUCUCCGUCUUCACAGCAGUUGUCCUCUUCUUUCUGGUGAGAGAUCUCUCUGCUCCAUUGUGCUCUAAACUUGAAUGGACAUAUAUCUGUAUAUGUGCAUUCAAAUGUAAUACAGAAAAUUCACGCACAUCAGGCAAUAUGAAUUUAGCUAAUACCCCUAGGAAUAUCAUUCAAAUAAUUUCAAAAUGUGGUUCCCAUGUUAUCUACUAAUUAUUGCUGCUAUUUCAAAAAUAAAAAAAUAAAAAAUGGAAUAUCUAGAGGAUAAAAAUGGAUGAUUUGCAUCAUAGAGAGGGAAAGAUCUCUUAAUGCCCAAAUGUCAUCAUCAUCACAGAGAUCACAGAUCUCUUAAUGCCCAAAUGUCACAAAGCUGCAGCAUGCAAAGUGAUCCACCAGAUUAUUUUGUUAUUACUCUCUAGACACUUUUAGUCCACCACUUUUUUUUUCUUUUUUAAGUGCAGUCAGUCAUUUGUUAGCAAGUUGUGGCCGUUCAACAUUUAUUUUAUAUGCUGGGUGUGGAUAGUUUUUACCACAGAAGUCAUUUUUAAACGAAAACUUUUUCAUAUUUCAAACACCUAUCUUUGAAGAAAUUUUCCAGUGUUUGGUGUAAAUGCCUUUGAACUGAAUGUGUUAUGUUGGGCAAAUGUGUUGCAUUUGCAUGUUUUGAAAAGUAAUUUUCUAUCUAGUCCCGUCCCGUCCCCCCAGAUCAGGAGUUGAGAACUUACAGGUUGCUUCUGGUGUGAGAGAAUUGCCCUUCUGCAAGGAUAUUGCCCAGGGGAUGCCUGGAUGUUUGAUGUUUUACCAUCCUGUGGAAGGCUUCUUUCAUGUGCCCACAUGGGGAACUGGAGCUAACAGAGGGAGCUCAGCCUGCUCUCCCCAGAUUCAAACCUCUUAUCUGUCGGUCAUCAGUCCUGCUGGCACAUGGGUUUAACUCACUGCGCCAUCGCAAUGUAUCUAGUGGUACAGAAUUAGAUUUUAUUCAUGAAUGUACGUAUCAGCCUUCUUUUUCUCAAUCCUACCCUUUUUCGUGCACCUUGGGACCCAGUUCUUGGAGAAAUAUGGACUAUGUCAGCUAGUAAAAGGGGAAAGCGUCUGAUCUUUUCCCAUGAAUGAAAAGGAUAUUGUUCUUUCUCAUCCACACAUUCAAUGUGCCUAGCUUAGCACUGGGGGGAGCUCUGAUAUUUUGACAGUUCUGCAGCCUGAAAAAGUUCACUAGGCUUGUGACAAUUAAAUACACUGACCCUUGUUGGCCCAGAAACUAGCAGUUGGAAAUGGGAGACUAUGAGGCAAUUCAGAGACGCACUGUCAAUGAGUCUGACUGAAUAUCAAAAUAGCACAAGUAAUUUUGCUCAGCCUUGCUGCUUCAUAUGAUCUUUUUAAAGGAAGCGUGCAGCCUUUUCUGUCAUUGUCCAGAAGAAGCCAUUGAGCUAGGACUGAGUCCUAAUUCUUAUACAAUAACAGCAUGAAAGCUUCUUUGAAAUUUCAUUUAUAGUUCCUUCAGCAUGUGGUUUUGUUUGUUUAACCAUUGUCAUCAUUUUAUCUUCAUGCUGCUCUUAAAAUGUUUCUGCCGUUUUGUGGCAAGCCACUGAACAUGAGCAGCAACCUGGUAGUUUUAAUGUACCUCCAAAUACCCUAAAGGUGUCAGAUCCCAUAGGAGCCCCUGGUAGUGCAGUGGGUUAAACCCUUGUGCUGGCAGGACUGAAGACCAACAGAUCGCAGGCUCGAAUCUGGGAAGAGCGUGGAUGAGCUCCCUCUGUCAGCUCUAGCUCCCCAUGCGGGGAUAUGAGAGAAGCCUUCCACAAGGAUGGUAAAAUAUCAAAACAUCUGAGCGCCUUCUGGGAAGAUGGCCAAUUCUCUCACACCAGAAGCAACUUGCAGUUUUUCAAGUCGCUCCUGACACGAAAAAAAAAAUCAGAUCCCAGCUGAUCUUGGGAAUUAUGCAGGCUCAGCUGUGGUUAGUACUUGGAUGGGAGACUGCCAACAAUUUCCAGGCUCUGUUUGAAAUGAAAAAUCACAUUUCAAUAUUCCUUGCCUAAGAAAACCCUAUAAAAUACAUAGGGUCACUGUGAAGGCUCGUAGAAGCAUAUUACAUAGUGGCUGUUAUGGGAAGGAGACCAAAGAUGAGUAGAGGUAUAACUUGUAUGGUUAUUUGCUAUGCUAAACAGAUAUUACCUUGUGUGUACUUAGCAUUAUGUCAUUUGGUUGUUUCCCAAGUACAGGUCAAACAAAAGCACUAAAAAUUAGACAAACUCCUCAGUGUUGGUGAUAUUGAUCCUGCUUCCUUAUUGCAUUGAUACAAUUGGUGGCAAUGUUUAGUAUCAGACAUGCCUUGAGUAACCAGGAAAGGAUAGAAAUAGUAGACACUUAAGUUAUUUUGAUUAUAGCUGCUUUACUUUGUUUGCUAUAGUAUUCUGUCCAGUUGGUGGGAUUUUCACAGGGAAGUGUGAAAUAAUUUCUGGACCAUUUGUGCUUUGGACUGUAUAGUAUUGAGAGAAGGAACUUCAGGUAAUUUUAAGAGUGUUUGAUCCUUAGGGGAAAAGUGUGAACUGGUGUAAUCAUCCUCACCUGUUGAAUGUAGAGCAUCAGAAAAAAGCCUGUUUUUGCAAUGAUUUGUAUUUUGUGUUGUUAAGGCUUUCAUGGCCAGAAUCACUGGGUUGCUGUGAAUUUUCCAGGCUGCAUGGCCAUGUUCCAGAAGCCCUUCUCUCCUGACGUUUCGCCCACAUCUAUGGCAGGCGCACUCAGAGGUUGUGAGGUCACAGCAACCCAGAUUUAUAAUUUGCCUAUUUGAUUCCUGAUUCUGUUCCUCUCAGGUGAUUUUCAAUCCAAAAGAGACCCAAAUAUGUGUGAAUUGCCUGCAAACACAAUGGUUUACCCCCUUUUCCCCUACAUCCCACCAAAACUGGCACAAGGUGACCAAAAUGGGAAGCAGAAAUUGUAUGACACCAUUUUCAGUGUACAGGCAAGCCAGUGCGUCUCACUAUGCAGGCAAAGAACCACCCUUCUGUCCCUUUGCAGUUGCCACCCUGCUCUGUACAGCAAGAAGUCUUCGAAUUUCCAAAACAUGGCAUCCUACUGGGAUGUUUAACAACUGGUAGAAUGUAAUUGGAUUCUGGUGCAGUGGACCCUCCCCACCCCCAUCACUGAGCUUUAUUUCUUCAUUUAGCAUGUCUACCAUGAUGCUUUGUGUUAUUUAUUAUUUGUUGCAUUUGUAUGCCACCUUUCUGCCAGAGUGGGGCCCAGGGUCUUCCUGAUCUAGUCUCCGUAUUUCCUUUUCCUGAGCAGCCGUAUUGGGGAGUCGUAAAAUAUCAAAGGAAAGAAAGAACAUGCAAGCAUGCUGGUUUAAGUUAAUUGCUUGGCUAUAAUUUGGUGCAAAUGCCUCCAAAGUGGGCUCCCAACCACAUGUAAUUUCCAUCAAUUGAGGUGUGACUCAAUUAUGUGAAUUACAUGCAUAUGUUAGUUCACAAUGGGCCUGGUAUUGGAUCCUCUCCAGAAGACUGGCUCUGUCCCCUUUUCAAGUUGAUCAUGUCAGAUAAUCUGAUUCUUUGUCACUUAAGUUUUACCAAUUUACUUGUUUUAUCUUCUCAGUGCUGGCUGCUGGAAUGUUUUUCCCACGAAAGUGCCUGUCUCCAGCUGCCAUGCCAAUGCUGCUAACACCAAUGGGUUGCCUUUUGGCAAAAUGUUUGAAAUGCAGACAAUCUUCUGGUGGGUUUUUGAAUCAAUUAAGCAACGAGUUAACCUUGAUGAUAAUGUAAAAAGAAUGUAGGAUUGCAAUUCAUUCUUUGUAAUUGCUAGAGGAGUGGAGAAAUAUUGAUCCCUCUUGAAAUGUUGCCUUCUCUCUCAAUUUUUCUUCCACAUGCAGUUAUGAUGGGAAUUCACUUGAUUCUAUCCUGUGUCCUGUCACUCUCUCAUUUCUCCUCUUGAAUACGCAUAAACAAACACACAAGCAAAUGCAGAAUUAUAAUCAGAGAAUUACUGCCAAAUUAUUCAAUUAUAAAGCCAAUGUUUAGUGUUGAACUGGAUGUUAUGCACAGAUGCAUGUAACAUUUGACUAUUUCUCUUCUCUUUAAAAUGAAAAGUAACCUUGAAGACUAGGAUGGUGGAAAUACUUAAUUCUUCUCUGUUCUCUCUGCAACACACACACAUGGAUUUUUAAUUCCCUGUGUAUUUCUCCUCAUAGCUGGAUUUGCCAAAAUGCAGCCUCUCUUUUCAUCACAGUUCUUUAUGCACAAGAGUUAAGAACCACCUUCUCACCAUUUUAUUCUCCACUACAGCCUUAAGAGAAGUGGUUGCUCAUCCAGGUGUUUUAGGCUUCAACUUGCAGGUUAUCUGACUACUGGCCAUGUUGGCCUGAGCUUCUAGGAGAUGAAGUCCAAAAACAUCUGGAUGACCAAAAGCAGACAGUCACUACUUUUGCGGCUGUGACAGUUAAAACUGAGGAGAGCUUGGCAUGAAUAUGUAAUGCCUAGUGUACUCACUGGAAGAGGAAGGAGUCAAAAAGCCUGUCGGCAGAGCACAGUUCUUGACAAGGCAGAACUCCCUCCUUGGGCAGGUAACACCAUUCCAUCCUUCCUAGCUACUGAUCAACUCUAUGGGUGCUCCGGGUGCUUUCUAGUUGUCCUUGCACACUAUAAGAAGGAACAUAACCUCUGCCCUCAGCAUCUUUCCCGAUGUGCACGAGGCAGUCAGGGGGGCAGAACUGCGUUUCCCAAUGUGAGGAGUGUUGUGCAAGAAGGUAGAAGACACCUUCUUUCACAGUGUCUCAAAAGCUUCUGCUGUGUAGCAAUCUGAGCCCACACAUCUCAUUGGUACAGAGGUGAACUGGCUCUGAAACACUUUUGUGCAGGGACACAAAAGUUUCUGUUUAUCUGGGAUUAAGUGACCUCUCCUGCCUCUUGUUUUUAACUGGCCAUUUGUUAAGUGAGUGCAAAUUUGGGGCUGCUAUGCUUUUCUUAAGACAUUUUAUUUGCUUUGAUGAUGUGAGGAACGCUGAUUCUACCGCUACAGUUCUAUUCCCUUACUCGUUUUCCAUUAAAGUUAAUUAAAUAUGGCAUUAUCAGGAAUUUGCCCUCUGAUUGUAACUCACAAAUUGGAGGGAACAAGCAGACAGCCAUGACGGAUCUAAUAAUUCCUUAAAAGCACCCUGCAAAGAGAUUGUUUGUUAGAAUUUCACAACAUAUGGGAAGGUAUUAUAAUGUAUGGUUCCAAAACUAAAAAUUCCCAUUUCCAAGAACAAUUUCUUCUCAGGGGCAGCGUGUACAUUAAGCCAUCAUGCAAUAGACCAAGACGUUUUGUUGAACCUUAUUUUGUCCCAUGUGAAAACAGUCAUUCCUUGGCAGUUUCCUAUUUUUCUUUCAAAACCCUUGCACUGUGUAGAUUUUCAGGAGUUAUGCCAUUGCCUUUAUGCCUGUGCAAUUUAUUUCCAUUUACCGCUGCAUUCCAAAACCUCUAUACUUUCCCAUCUUGUGGGACAGUUGCUAAAUUGUAUCAUAUUGUAAAUUAUUCAAUUUCUUCCAGAAUUGUAACAUUCUGCUGACAGUAUUCCAUAUUGCCUAUGUAUAAAGUCUGAAAAAGCACAAAUGAAAUGUAUAUGUUUCAUAAAAUGGAUUACUUAGUGGUGUUGCAGAUUUCCAACUUCUAUUUAUUUUGAACCUGAUUUAUCUGUAUAUUUUUGCGAUUUUAUUGAAAAAGUGUAUUUCUAUUAGAUAAAUGAUUUUUCCCUGUU
Messenger RNA from Anolis sagrei ordinatus, 11751 nucleotides. It is a transcript of the gene CNNM2, whose product is annotated as cyclin and CBS domain divalent metal cation transport mediator 2. Gene Ontology annotation, cellular component: cytoplasm; plasma membrane. The record is from RefSeq and is a predicted model, not a curated record. Lineage: Eukaryota; Metazoa; Chordata; Lepidosauria; Squamata; Anolidae. Gene Ontology annotation, biological process: intracellular manganese ion homeostasis; transport; magnesium ion homeostasis. Gene Ontology annotation, molecular function: magnesium ion transmembrane transporter activity.